GUGACGGUCUCGGUCCUGGUGACGGUCUCGGUUCCGGUGGCGGCUGGGCGAGCACCAUGCUGGCUACCCGGUUGUGGAUGAUGAGGAAGCUUCCUUCUCUUCUGGCUCGGACACUCACUUCUGGGACCACUGGCUCCCCAGAGCUUCCUGACAUGAAUGAAGGACACUUACCCCUUCAUGUGAAUAAUGUGCGAAGCAGAUUGAGGGAAAUAGUGGGAGCAUCUACCAACUGGAGGGAUCAUGUGCAAGCAAUGCAAGAAAGAAAAGCUCUUCAUACUUUACUGGCAAAACAGCAGGAGGAUCUCCCUCCUAGGAGGAUGAAGGAUAGCUACUUGGAAGUUAUUCUACCUCUAGGAAGUCAACCUGAAAUAAGAGAAAAGUACCUGAAUGUACACAACAGUGUAAGGUUUGGAAGGAUACUUGAAGAUCUUGACAGUUUAGGAGUUCUUAUUUGCUACACUCACACCAAGCAGGAAAUGCAGCCAAAGUCUCCUUUAUCAAUAGUUACAGCUCUGGUGGAUAAAAUCAAUUUGUGCAAGAGGAUUAUAUAUCCAGAUUGUGACAUCAGAUUCACAGGCAAUGUUUCUUGGGUUGGGAAGACCUCAAUGGAAGUGAAGAUGCACAUGCUGCAGCUACAUGAUGGUGAUUACAGCCCUGUGUUAGAUGCAACCUUUGUCAUGGUGGCCCGGGAUCCAGAGAAUAAAGGGCCAGCAUUUGUUAAUCCACUAGUUCCUGAGAGCCCUGAGGAAGAAAAAAUCUUCAAUCAAGGGGAAUUGAACAAACUGAAGAGGAUUGAUUUCAGCACCGCUUCCUUACUGAAAAUGGCGCCCACUGCAGAAGAAAGAAACAUUAUUCAUGACAUAUUCCUUAAUACGUUGGACACAAGGACAGUAAGUUUCCGGAGUCGUAAAUUACCACCCAAUUCAGUGUGGAUGGAAGAUACAAAGCUAAAAGGGCUACAGAUUUGCCAUCCUCAGGAACGAAACAUCUUCAAUAGGAUCUUUGGAGGUUUUCUCAUGAGAAAGGCGUUUGAACUUGGAUGGGCAAUUGCUUGCAGCUAUGGGGGUUCCAGACCUUUUAUUGUAUCUGUUGAUGACAUCAUGUUUCAGAGGCCAGUUGAGGUUGGAUCCUUGUUACUGCUUUCUGGACAGGUCUGUUACACAGAAAAAAACUACAUCCAGGUUCGAGUACACACUGAGGUUUAUGAUGCAGACACCAGGGAUCACCACACAACCAAUAUCUUCCAUUUUACAUUUAUAUCAGAAAAUGAGGUUCCACGAGUUGUCCCCAAAACAUACGGAGAGUCCAUGUUGUAUUUAGAUGGGAAGCGACACUUUGCUGCUGUGAUGAAAGAAAUCUGACAGGCACUGGAUCAGCAGAAUAGCAGCAUGCUGUCUUGGAAAGAGUUGUCACCAGAGAUGGCUAACAGACAGGUGCAAAAAAUAAAACCAAAUCCCCUCCAAACCAGAAACCACAAACCUGAACCCCACAACAGAAAACACCUUUUAAAUGCUAUUUAUAUAUUUGCAUAUAUUUGGAUUUUUUUAUUCUUUGCUACUAGGAUUUGUUGAAAUCUAUUUUCACAUGUUAAUGCUAGGAAAAAAGCCUGAAAAAAUACAGUACUAAGCUUCA
Pezoporus occidentalis (night parrot) is the source of this 1632-nucleotide messenger RNA. It is a transcript of the gene ACOT9, whose product is annotated as acyl-CoA thioesterase 9. The record is from RefSeq and is a predicted model, not a curated record. Lineage: Eukaryota; Metazoa; Chordata; Aves; Psittaciformes; Psittacidae. Gene Ontology annotation, cellular component: mitochondrion. The coding region runs from base 57 to 1361 and encodes 434 amino acids. The transcript has 16 exons. Gene Ontology annotation, molecular function: fatty acyl-CoA hydrolase activity. Gene Ontology annotation, biological process: acyl-CoA metabolic process.